AGAACCUCGAGUUCAUUCUACUGUGAAUCCCCCCACUACCACCCACCACAGUCAGCAAACAAUGCAUGCCUCCUAUUACUUGUCCAACGCCACAUGUCCUUCCUGGACCCCAUAUCCCUCCACCCUCACCCCCCGCCGCUCGCCAUCGUCAUCCACCGUCAGAUUCCGGAAUUCACAGCUCUCGAUCUCCGCAGUCGCUGCCUCACCACUGUCACUGAAACAACAGACAACCCACUCCAUGCCGCCUGAGAAGAUGGCAGUCUUCGAGUCACUCGAGGACUGGGCCACCCAUCACGUGCUGCCGCUCCUCAAACCCGUCGAACAGUGCUGGCAACCCGCCUCGUUUUUGCCCGAUCCGACACAAAACAAAGCCGAUUUCCACGAUCAGGUGCGCGCUCUUCGCGAACGCACGGCUCAGCUGCCCGACGACUACUUUGUGGUGUUGGUGGGGGAUAUGAUUACGGAAGAUGCUUUACCCACGUAUCAGACCAUAAUAAACACACUGGACGGGGUUAGGGACGAGACUGGGGCGAGCCCUAGCCCCUGGGCAAUGUGGACUCGGGCCUGGACCGCGGAAGAGAACCGCCACGGUGACUUGUUGAGGACGUAUCUCUAUCUAUCGGGUCGGGUGGACAUGCUGAUGAUAGAGAGGACAAUUCAGUAUCUGAUUGGAGCUGGAAUGGAGCCAGGAACAGAGAACAACCCGUAUCUGGGUUUCGUUUAUACGUCAUUUCAAGAGCGAGCGACGUUUGUAUCCCAUGGCAACACGGCUCGGUUGGCAAAGGAAGGCGGGGAUCCUGUGCUGGCGCGCAUAUGCGGGACCAUCGCAUCAGACGAGAAGCGACACGAGAACGCCUACGCUAAGAUCGUAGAGAAGCUACUCGAAGUUGAUCCGACGGGGGCGAUGAUGGCAAUUGCAGACAUGAUGAGGAAGAAGAUUACGAUGCCAGCCCACCUGAUGUACGACGGAAAGGAGCCGCGGCUGUUUGAGCACUUCUCGGCGGUGGCGCAAAGGCUGGGGGUAUACACGGCGGAUGAUUACGCGGACAUAUUGGAGUUCCUGGUGGGACGGUGGGGAUUGGAGAAGCUGGAGGGAUUGACGGGGGAAGGGAGACGUGCUCGGGACUUCGUAUGUGGGUUAGCGCCGAGGAUCAGGAAGCUGCAGGAGCGAGCCGACGAGAGGGCUAAGAAGAUGGGAGCCACAUUAGCCAAGUUCAGCUGGAUCUUCAACAAGGAGGUUCUUUUGUGAUUCAGUAACUUACAAAUAAACAAACGACUCUCUGUGAAAAGUUUUAGUUUUUUUUUUUUCUUAAUCACUAAUCUGGUCUGUUUUGAGUAAGAAAUAUUUUAGGUUAUUUUACAAAUCUAUCUGAAUUAGCAGUUUACUUUUAA
Messenger RNA from Carica papaya (papaya), 1392 nucleotides. RefSeq names its product Plant stearoyl-acyl-carrier-protein desaturase family protein (gene FTM1). NCBI's taxonomy places the organism in Eukaryota, Viridiplantae, Streptophyta, Magnoliopsida, Brassicales, Caricaceae. Gene Ontology annotation, cellular component: chloroplast stroma. Gene Ontology annotation, molecular function: stearoyl-[ACP] desaturase activity. Gene Ontology annotation, biological process: fatty acid biosynthetic process. The record is from RefSeq and is a predicted model, not a curated record.